This is a messenger RNA of Ananas comosus (pineapple), 1182 nucleotides long. Its product is annotated as probable auxin efflux carrier component 5b. Gene Ontology annotation, biological process: auxin polar transport; auxin export across the plasma membrane. NCBI's taxonomy places the organism in Eukaryota, Viridiplantae, Streptophyta, Magnoliopsida, Poales, Bromeliaceae. Gene Ontology annotation, cellular component: endoplasmic reticulum; plasma membrane. Gene Ontology annotation, molecular function: auxin efflux transmembrane transporter activity. The record is from RefSeq and is a predicted model, not a curated record.
UGAUCUGGGAUGAUAGGGUGGGGGGACGUGUAUAAGGUGGCGGCGGCGAUGGCGCCGCUGUACGUGGCGCUGGUGCUCGGCUACGGGUCGGUGAGGUGGUGGAAGGUGUUCACGCCGGAGCAAUGCGGCGCCAUCAACCGCCUGGUGACGCUCUUCAUCCUCCCCUUCUUCGGCUUCGACUUCACUGUCCACACCAACACGCUGGCCAUGAACUACCGCGUGCUGGCGGCCGACGCCAUCGCGAAGGCGCUGGCGGUCGUCGCGCUGGCGUGCGUGUGGGCGGCGGCGGCGUGCGUCGGCAGGACGGCGAGGGAGAAGAAGGAAGGCGGAUCGGGCGGGGGGUGGGCGGUGACGGGGUUCGCUCUGGCGGCGCUGAACAACACGCUGGUGGUCGGGGUGCCGCUGGUGCGGGCCAUGUACGGCAAGUGGGCGCAGGACCUGGUGGUGCAGCUCUCCGUGCUGCAGGCCGCCGUGUGGUUGCCGAUGCUCCUCUUCGCCCUCGAGCUGCGGAAGACCAGGAUCGGCUUCUCUUCCUCGACCGCCCCCAUGAGGAGGAGGGCACAGAAAGCGCAGACAACAAGUGCAGUGUCAUUUCGCGUGUUGAUGAAGACAGUCUGGGUUAAGUUCGGUCAUCCAAACUUCUGGGCGAGCAUGGUCGGCAUCACCUGGGCCUCCAUUGCCAGCAGAUGGCGCAUUGAGAUGCCGAGCAUAAUCGAAGGAUCAGUGCAGAUCAUGUCGAGGGCCGGUGCCGGAAUGGCUAUGUUUAGCAUGGGACUGUUCAUGGCACUGCAAGAGAAGUUGAUCGCCUGCGGGCCGAGAUUGACGGUCGUCGGAAUGGCUUUGCGGUUUAUCGCGGGACCUGCAGCCGCCAUGGUCGGUGCCAUCGCCGUAGGACUCCGCGGGGACGUCUUGCGUCUGGCUAUCAUACAGGCUGCGUUACCUCAAUCGAUCACCACAUUUGUCUUCGCAAGGGAGUAUGGGUUGCAUGCUGAGGUGCUCAGUACAGCUGUCAUCUUUGGAACGCUUGUUUCCCUGCCUGUGCUAAUUGCAUAUUACGUUCUUCUGGGUUUAAUAAGAUGAUGACACUCCAUUGCCCAUCACAAAUAUAUGUACAUAAAUAACAAUUUUUCGUUUUUAGUUCUCUUAGCAGUUAUGUUGGACUCUUUUUACUCCCCAUUUGAU